Brenthis ino (lesser marbled fritillary) is the source of this 1377-nucleotide messenger RNA. The record is from the annotation of a GenBank genome assembly. NCBI's taxonomy places the organism in Eukaryota, Metazoa, Arthropoda, Insecta, Lepidoptera, Nymphalidae.
AUGCAUUCUAUUUGUUUUUUAGUUUUAAAUUUACUUUUAGUCGGUGCUCAAAAUUACACUGGAAAUUGUGAUGAGAGUUUGUUUGUUAACAAUAUAUCAUCAUCUUUAGUCAAUUUGCUGGGAGUAGAUGAAGACAGCAACAGAAUAAAAGAAUUAAAAGAAAAGUUAAAGAAAAUAGACAAAUAUGUUAUAGAUAAAAAUAAAUAUGCUGAGCUUCUAUUAGAUGAAACUAUGAGAACAGAACUAAAUGAGACAAACUUCCACAACGCUUUGAAUGAAAUAGACCAUUUUAGAUUUUUAAUUGAAAAGGAACCUAAAAACUUAUAUUUGAAGCUAAAAGAAAAAAUGACAAGAGAUGAUAUACUAAAGAUUUUAGCAGAACGAAAUAAAAGUCGGAAAUUUUCUAAAUCAGCUAGAAAAAUGAUGAAUAAUGUUUUAGCGGAUAACAUCAAUGAUGAAAUUAUAGAUAAUGUUGUAGACAAAAUAAUAGCACAAUCUCCAAAAGAUAAUCACAAAUUUAAGUACGAUAUAGAAGAUGACAAGUAUUGGGACCCUCAACAAGAGUUAGAAGAUCUUAAAGAAUUUCAUCAACAUGAUGGUCGAAGAAUUUUUAAAGGGGAAAGAACUACGAUCAGAUAUUACCCAUUUAUGGUGUCUAUACACGUGAUGGGCAGAUUUUGGUGCGGAGGAGUUAUCUAUUGGCAUGAUCUCGUCCUAACAUCCGCUGCCUGCCUUCAAUUAAUGCAUAACAAUAGAUUUUUUCGAGAGAACCCGAGCGUGCUCCGAGUACGGGUAGGCAGCAACCACAGUCGCAUCGGAGGAGAAAUGGUGGACGCGCUUGAGGUUUACUUCCAUCCAGGAUACAACCCACGCACUCUUCGUCACAACAUCGCCGUCAUCAGACUCAGGAGGCAUCUUUUCUUCAGCUACCAUCGAAUUCCGAAAAUGAUCAGUAUAUCACAUAAUAAACUUGGCCUUUCUCCGACAUCUGAAGUACUACUUUUGGGUUGGGGAGUCACUAAGCAUGACGCGGGCGGGCCGGCACUGUUAUCGGGACAGCUAGUAGGCAUCAUCUCUUUCGGCCCAGCUUUUUGUGGCGCACAGAACGUGCCCACUGUCUUCACAUUAGUUGGAGCGCACGCUGACUGGAUAGAUAAUGUUAACGAAUCAAUGCCAAGCUACUACCAUGGUAAGAAGCGUACGACGACACUCGAGCCAUUUACAUAUUUCCCGGAGUUCAAACCAAAUCGUCCCAUAAUAACUAGAGCUCGGACUGAAGUAGCUGGCACCACUAAAUCCUCCACAAGUGCCGCUGCGAGGAUCAAACAAAUGAUUGCCGAAGACUCUGAUAUGGAAGGGUUUAGUAUUGAUUCGAAA